CGUCGGACGAUACGUUCAGCAAACGUAUAAAGCUUAAAGUCGUAUACCACCUUCUCUUUUGAACUAAAAUUCGUCAGAGCUCCAAUUUCAUUGAUCGCCCGCCAUGGCUAUGCAAGCUGGAAUCGGAUUAUCCAGGAUCUUUCUAAUUGCUGGAGCUGGUUACACGGGAACUAUAUUGUUGAAGAAUGGGAAAUUAUCAGAUAUAUUGGGGGAGUUGCAGAAUUUGGUUAAAAGCAUGGAGAAAUCAGGCGAGUUGGAGGGGGAUUCUGAUCAUUCUGACGCCAUUGCUACCCAGGUCCGUCGACUGGCCAUGGAGGUUCGCCAGCUGGCCUCAUCCAGGCAGAUUACUGUUCUAAAUGGGAACUCUACCCAGAGUAACUUAGCAUCUCUAGUUGUCCCAGCUGCUGCUGUUGGAGCUGUGGGAUAUGGCUACAUGUGGUGGAAGGGUCUUUCCUUUGGAGACCUGAUGUACGUAACGAAGCAGAAUAUGGCAAAUGCUGUUACAAACUUGACAAAACAUUUGGAUCAUGUUUCUGACGCUCUUGCUGCAGCAAAAAGACACUUGACUCAGAGAAUUGAGAACCUGGAUGGAAAAAUCGAUGAGCAAAUAGAAAUUUCUAAAUUGAUUAGAAAUGAGGUCAAUGAUGCACAUGCUGAUCUCUCUCAAAUUGGCUUUGAUUUGAACGAUUUGCAUCGGAUGGUGUCUGGUUUGCUUGUCUUUAUGGAAAUAACACAUGAAAAUAGAUUCUGA
This is a messenger RNA of Salvia hispanica, 751 nucleotides long. Lineage: Eukaryota; Viridiplantae; Streptophyta; Magnoliopsida; Lamiales; Lamiaceae. The record is from RefSeq and is a predicted model, not a curated record.